This is a messenger RNA of Carlito syrichta (Philippine tarsier), 1120 nucleotides long. RefSeq names its product mitoguardin 2 (gene MIGA2). The transcript has 10 exons. Gene Ontology annotation, biological process: mitochondrial fusion. The annotation marks the transcript as partial. The record is from RefSeq and is a predicted model, not a curated record. Lineage: Eukaryota; Metazoa; Chordata; Mammalia; Primates; Tarsiidae.
CCGGAGUCGCAGCGCAGGGAGUUUGCGGAGAAGCUAGAGUCCCUGCUGCACCGCGCCUACCACCUGCAAGAGGAGUUCGGCUCCACCUUCCCUGCAGACAGCAUGCUGCUGGACCUUGAGAGGACACUCAUGCUGCCGCUGACUGAGGGCUCGCUGCGCCUGCGGGCGGACGACGAGGACAGCCUGACCUCAGAGGACUCCUUCUUCUCUGCCACGGAGCUUUUCGAGUCCCUGCAGGUCGGAGAUGUCCCAGUCCCACUCUCCAGACCUGCGGCUGCCUAUGAGGAGGCCCUGCAGCUGGUGAAGGAGGGGAAGGUGCCCUGCCGCACGCUCAGGACUGACCUGCUGGGCUGCUACAGUGACCACGAUUUCCUGGCCAAGCUGCAUUGCGUGCGGCAGGCCUUCGAGGGCCUUCUGGAAGACAAGAGUAACCAGCUUUUCUUCGGGAAGGUUGGCCGGCAGAUGGUGAUGGGCCUGAUGACCAAGGCUGAGAAGAGCCCAAAAGGCUUCCUGGAGACCUAUGAGGAGAUGCUGAGCUAUGCCCUGCGGCCUGAGACCUGGGCCACCACACGGCUGGAGCUGGAGGGCCGUGGGGUCGUGUGCAUGAGUUUCUUCGAUAUCGUGCUGGACUUCAUUCUCAUGGACGCCUUCGAGGACCUGGAGAAUCCCCCGUCCUCAGUGCUGGCCGUCCUCAGGAACCGCUGGCUGUCAGACAGCUUCAAGGAGACAGCCCUGGCCACUGCUUGCUGGUCGGUCCUGAAAGCCAAGAGGAGACUGCUGAUGGUGCCUGACGGCUUCAUCUCCCAUUUCUACUCCGUAUCGGAGCAUGUGAGCCCCGUCCUGGCCUUCGGCUUCCUGGGACCCAAGCCCCAGCUCGCUGAGGUCUGUGCUUUCUUCAAGCACCAGAUCGUGCAGUACCUGCGGGACAUGUUUGACCUGGACAACGUGCGCUACACAUCGGUGCCGGCGCUGGCGGACGACAUCCUACAGCUGUCACGGCGGCGCAGCGAGAUCCUGCUGGGCUUCCUGGGGGCACCCGUGGCCAGCAGCAGCAUCAUGAACGGGGCGCUGCCCUGCGAGAACGGGCCCCUGGGGGAGUUGCAGUAGCAGCGGCGCUGGC